Bolinopsis microptera is the source of this 1624-nucleotide messenger RNA. Its product is annotated as Bardet-Biedl syndrome 5 protein homolog. NCBI's taxonomy places the organism in Eukaryota, Metazoa, Ctenophora, Tentaculata, Lobata, Bolinopsidae. Gene Ontology annotation, biological process: cilium assembly; intracellular transport. Bases 207 to 1247 code for a protein of 346 amino acids. Gene Ontology annotation, cellular component: ciliary basal body; BBSome. The record is from RefSeq and is a predicted model, not a curated record. Gene Ontology annotation, molecular function: phosphatidylinositol-3-phosphate binding. The transcript is spliced from 10 exons.
AGCUAGGUUCAGUGUCAGACUUCAAGUUAACAGCUUAAGGGACAAGUUAGAUUCCCUUUAGAGCACGUGUUCUUGUGUAACUAAAGUAACCCUGUUGCUAUAGUGAUACACACACGUGUAAAACAGUGCUUCAUCAUUUGACAAGCUGGAACCCAUCCACAAGUUAAUUGAGUGUUCAGGGAGGGCUCCUGCCCAAUUUGACUGACAUGGAUACAGCUUUAGAAACUGACAGACUCUGGGAGGAUCGAGAUGUCAGAUUUGAUGUGCCCUUGAGUCAGAUGAAGAUGCGACCCGGUGAACGUCUUAUUGACCACUUGGAUAGUAUAGAAGAUACAAAAGGAAACAACGGAGAGAGAGGACGACUCAUGGUCACCAACUUACGGAUUAUCUGGCACUCUAAGACAUUACCUCGCAUAAACCUAUCUGUUGGAUUUAACUCUGUGAUCAACAUAUCAACACGCUCGGCAGAGUCCAAACUCCGUGGUUCAACAGAAGCACUUUACAUACUUACUCGGUGCAACAACACCAGAUUUGAGUUUAUCUUUACUAACUUAGUUCCUGAUACUCCUCGACUCUUCACUUCCGUUCUGGCUGUGCAAAGAGCAUACGAGACUACUAAGAUGUACAGAGAUCUAAAGUUGAGAGGAGCUCUGAUUGCAAAUAAGACAUUAAGGCUUCUUCCUUUGGAAGAAGUCUAUGAUAAGGUAAAUGGAGUGUGGAAUUUAUCUUCUGAUCAAGGAAACUUGGGAACCUUCUACAUCACUAAUGUUAGACUAGUUUGGCAUGCAGAAAUAAAUGAGACUUUCAAUGUCAGUAUACCCUACAUACAAAUGAGAGCUGUUAAAAUCAGAGACAGCAAGUUUGGUACAGCUCUUGUAGUCGAGAGUCUGAAAAAUGCAGGAGGAUACGUUUUAGGGUUCAGGAUAGACCCUGUUGAGAAGUUGAACGAAGUAAUGAAAGAGAUACACAGUUUGUACAGAGUGUACAGUGCUAACCCUGUUUUUGGAGUUCAGUACCAAAUCGAGGAGCGGUUGGAGCCGAUAGAUCAGCUGACUAUACAAUACGAAGAAGAUGAUAUUGAGAUAACUAACGAUAACCCGUCUAGUGAUGCAUUUGUGGCCUACUAUGCGGAUAACAACAAAGGGACGGAUUCAGAGCCAGUUUUCUGUGAACAGUUAGGACUUGCAAUAGAAAGCAUUAAAGAUGGUUUCACCUUGGAGAGUCUGUGGGAAGUCACUGGAAUUUGAACUUUGCUGAUCAUACCAAAUAUUAUCUAUAGACUAUACAGUAUACAGUAUACGUCAUGUAAGUUUAAUGUAAGAUACUUUAUGUAAAUAAUAAACUUGUUUAUCAUUGUUAAAUGCUGGAUCAUUUUCAAUAUUUUCACAUUAGAUUUUUCAGCUUAUUUGUUGUCGAACGUUUCAGUUUUUGCUCAGAAUUUUACAUGGAAAUUAUGAUGACGUUUGGCUCCGACAUUUUAAUUCCAAUUACUUGAGGGUUAAAAUUUAUGUUUAUUUUAAAUGUGAAAAUUCAAAGGUUAUUCUGGCUGAAAUGUUGAAUGCAUUAUCAAUUAUGUUUCAAAAAAUAAAUGUAUUAUGUACUCAAUUUUAUGAAAUUCGUUUAA